This is a messenger RNA of Anisakis simplex (herring worm), 879 nucleotides long. The record is from the annotation of a GenBank genome assembly. Lineage: Eukaryota; Metazoa; Nematoda; Chromadorea; Rhabditida; Anisakidae.
AUGGGAGAUACGAAAAUUAUCAUUGGUAUAUCAUGCGCUUGCAGUUUGGCAGCAAUUAUUGCCUGCCUUGUCGUGAUACCAUCACUUUAUUCGACCAUUCAUCAGAUGCAUGAUGUGGUCAUGGAUGGAGUGAAUGCGUUCCGUGUUGAGACCGAUUCAGUCUGGGUUGACAUGAUGGACAUCCAACUUAGCGUAACGCCCCCUUCAAAACCACAAGAAAGUCCAUUCGACAGUCUGUUCCGUCAGAAACGUCAAAACAAUGGACUCCCAUCGUUCUGCAUGUGUGAACCACCUAAGCUCACAUGUCCUCCCGGACCACCUGGACCACCUGGAGAGGCAGGAGCUGACGGAGAAGCUGGAGAACGCGGACCACCAGGCGAAGACGACAGUACCGCAUUUGACCCUGCCACCUGCGCACCUGUUGACAAAUCAUGCAUCCAGUGCCCAGCUGGACCUCCUGGACCUAAAGGACCAACUGGUGAGGCAGGACCAUCAGGACAGGACGGACAACCAGGAUCAGAUGGAAAAGCGGGUAAAGAUGGCCCACCUGGCCCAGCAGGACCAGCUGGACCAGCAGGAGCAAAAGGUGAAAAAGGACCAGCAGGAGCACCAGGACCAGCCGGAAAAGAUGGUCAGCGCGGACGUGGUGCACCAGGUGCGAAAGGUCCAGAUGGACCAGCAGGACCAAACGGCAAACCUGGCAAACCAGGUCAGCGAGGUGGAAAAGGUGCCCCAGGUCCAAAAGGCCCAUCCGGUAACGCUGGUAAACAGGGAGCAGAUGGUAAAGCUGGCAAAGCUGGUAAAGCGGGUGGUGUUGGAAUGCCAGGCAAUGAUGCCGAAUAUUGUCCUUGUCCUAAACGUUCAAUUAUGUUGCAUUAA